AGUUCGGUGACGGCAAACAAACAUGGCGGCGGUGGCGGUGCCGCUCCUCCGGCCGUUAUGGACGCGGCCUUUAAGCACCGGGCGGCCUUUCCGUUUGGCCGCGGGGCGCCCCGUGCCGGGAGCCGGGAGGCGCCGCUUUGGGCCUCGCAGCGCGUCCGUCCAUCGGGCUGAGCGCUGAGCGAUGAGCCCCGAGCUCCGCCCCGUGUCCCGGCCCCGCGGGGUGAGGCCGCCCCGCCCCGCCCGCACCUGUGGGACGGGUCGGGGCUGUGAGCAACGAGCGACCGGCGGGACACGGGCAGGACGCGGCCUGCACCGACAGCACCGACAGCACCGACAGCAAUCAGCCGCCAUUACCACCAUUACCGCCAUCAAUCAGCCGCCAUCAAUCAGCCGCCAGCACCGCCAGCAGCCGCAGCUCCUCACGGCCCCGCUCGGCUCCGUGUGAAGCCAUCAGGGAUGGCGGCCUGAUCCUGAUCCUGAUCCCGAUCCCGUCCCGGUGCCCUGAAAUACGGGACGGCCGCUCCCAGCCCCGGCUGCACUGAGCAGCUCUGAGCCCCCCCCCAUCCCAUGGCCGCUGCCGACCCCGCGCUGCCCCCCGAGGAGGUGGCUCUGCUGGAGCUGGGGGAGGCGGCCCCUCCUGCUGAGGACCCUCCGGCCGCAGACGAGCCCCGUGUGGAUCCCGAUGCCACCCUGCAGUGGGAGCAGCGGCAGCACCGGGGGCAGCCGGAACACACAGAGAACAAACGGCGCUCGAGCCCCGAGGGGGCCCAGGGUGACACUGAGGGGGGGAAUCCGGCCUGUCCCCACUCUGAGGCUGAUGGGGAGGAAGAUCCCGGGCUGCCCGUGAUGGCAGCACACGUCUUUGUGCCCAUUGACCUCCACUGCAUCGAGCAAAAGCCUGCGGAGCAGCAGAAGCAGCAGCCCAGCCCACAGCCCCAGGAUGAGGGCAGGGAGGGCAGGGGGGGAGGCAGGGGGGGCUGCAGGGAGGGAGGCAGGGAGAGCUGUGUGCUGCCCAGGGACAGACCCAGCAGUGUCCUCCCAAAGCCGACCUUCCUCCCUACUGACCCCCCAUGUUACCGGGGCCCGUUGAGCUUUGAGGGCCCCAUGGCCAAGCUGCCGGCUGAGGGCUCACGCUGCCCCUGUGUCGGGGUCUGCAGCCCCGCCGCCCUCAAGGCCGUGGCGUCGCUGGUGGCGGCUCUGCUGCUCAGCCCCUGCCUCAUCUACGGCGCCUACGUCUUCCUGCCCUUCGACGCUCCGCUCCUGCCCACCAUCAGCACCCGGCUGCUGUACACGCUGCGCUGCGCUGCCUUCGCCACCGUCCCCAUCGUGCUGGGGAUGAUGGUCAGCGGCAUCUCACGCCUCUGCUCUGCGGCGCUGGAGCCCUUUGGGAAGCUGCAGCGGGAGGUGGAGAUCCAUCAGACCUUUGUCUCCCAGUCCAUUCACCUCUUCAUCCUCUACUUCUUCAACAUGGCCGUGCUGGCCACUUACCUGCAGCAGGAGCUGCUCAAGCUCAUCCCCCUCCUGACGGGGCUCUUUGCCAUUUCCCGGUUGACCUACUGGCUGUCCUACGCCUUCGGACGCUCCUUCCGCGCCUUUGGCUUUGCCAUGACCUUCCUGCCCCUCGUGGCCAUGCUGCUCUGGAACCUGUACAACAUGUUUGUGCUGGAGCCCGAGAACCUCCUGGCCAUGGCGACGGCGAAGCCUGAGGAGAGCGCCCGGCACAGCAGGGCCAGGCUGCGGUAUUGGGGCUGAGGGGCUGGGGGGGCUGAGCCCACCCUGUGAGCCAUGGGGGGGGGGCAGACCUCCCUGUGGGGCCAAUAAAGGCCUUUUGCUGAAC
This is a messenger RNA of Coturnix japonica (Japanese quail), 1837 nucleotides long. RefSeq names its product transmembrane protein 79 (gene TMEM79). The record is from RefSeq and is a predicted model, not a curated record. Lineage: Eukaryota; Metazoa; Chordata; Aves; Galliformes; Phasianidae. Gene Ontology annotation, biological process: regulated exocytosis. Gene Ontology annotation, cellular component: trans-Golgi network membrane; lysosomal membrane.